This is a messenger RNA of Diachasmimorpha longicaudata, 1277 nucleotides long. RefSeq names its product probable dimethyladenosine transferase. Gene Ontology annotation, biological process: rRNA methylation. The transcript has 6 exons. The record is from RefSeq and is a predicted model, not a curated record. Gene Ontology annotation, cellular component: nucleolus. NCBI's taxonomy places the organism in Eukaryota, Metazoa, Arthropoda, Insecta, Hymenoptera, Braconidae. Gene Ontology annotation, molecular function: rRNA (adenine-N6,N6-)-dimethyltransferase activity. Bases 350 to 1207 code for a protein of 285 amino acids.
AGCGACGUAACUAACCUCCCGAAGGAGUUCCCAUUGCUUUGAACCAUAAAGUGAGGUUAUGUUUCCCCCGUGCUCACAAUUCUCUGUAUUUCUGUUUAUCGUUGCCGAACUUGGCAGUUGCCUUUGUAUCUGAUCAUUAGUAAGCGAAUAAAAUCGUUAAAAAAUGCCGAAAAUACGGGUCGAGAAGAAGAGCCGAGUCCACGAGAAAAUUGCUAAACAAGAAUCCAAAAUUUGACGAUGGAAACUAUUGAAACUUGAGUGAGACUUGAAUAAUCCUGGAAGUUAAAUCCCCCCAUCUCAGGAUGAUGAUUCAACAGACUUAUUUUCCUCUCCUGUCUCCUAAUGUAUCAUGUUCAAUAAGGACUUUGGCCAGCACAUACUGAAGAAUCCCCUCAUAAUCCAGAGUAUGGUGGAAAAAGCAGCGCUGAGACCCACCGACGUCGUUCUGGAAAUCGGUCCUGGUACUGGUAACAUGACAGUGAACAUGCUGGAGAAAUGUAAAAAAGUCAUUGCCUGUGAGGUGGACACCCGGAUGGUGGCGGAGUUACAGAAGAGAGUUCAAGCAACUCCUCUCCAGUCAAAACUUCAGAUUGUUGUGGGGGAUGUCCUCAGGGCUGAUUUACCAUUUUUCGAUCUAUGUGUUGCUAAUGUUCCUUAUCAGAUAUCUUCACCUUUAGUAUUCAAACUUCUGCUUCAUCGUCCUCAGUUCAGAUGUGCAGUACUUAUGUUCCAAAGGGAAUUCGCCGAGAGAUUAGUCGCCAAACCUGGUGAUAAAUCCUACUGUCGGUUAAGCGUAAACACCCAGUUAUUAGCCAGAGUCGACAUGUUAUUAAAAGUUGGAAAGAAUAAUUUCCGACCGCCCCCUAAAGUGGAGUCAAAUGUCGUGAGAAUCGAGCCAAAGAUACCUCCACCUCCUAUCAAUUACCAGGAGUGGGACGGAUUGACGAGGAUAGCAUUUGGGAGAAAGAAUAAAACCCUUUCAGCUUCUUUCAAACAUACGACUGUCCUCUCGAUGCUGGAGAAAAAUUAUAAACUCCAUUGCAGCCUUAACAAUAAGACGAUUCCACAGGAUUUCGACAUCAAAUCAUUGAUCAUGGAAACCCUGGAGCUAGCGGAAAUGGGGGACAAGCGUGCCAGAACCAUGGACAUGGACGACUUCAUCAAACUUCUGCAUAGUUUUAAUUCCGCGGGCAUUCAUUUCUCGUGAAUCUACGUUGGAUUAAUUGUUUUUUAUUCUGCAAUAUUACCACUGAAUAAAUUUUAUUUAUUUUGCAAGA